AUGUGGAGGCUUUGUUUGGGCAGCUGUAUCCUGGAGGAAGGAAACGUGAACGCAUCCCUUCACUCGGAGGCAAGCGAUACAAUUGACAAUGUGAAGGCAAAGAUCCAGGACAAGGAAGGCAUCCCGCCUGAUCAGCAGCGCCUGAUCUUCGCCGGCAAGCAGCUCGAGGAUGGGCGAACCCUGUCUGACUACAACAUCCAGAAGGAAUCGACCCUGCACCUAGUGCUGCGGCUUCGUGGCGGAUGCUGCUGGUUCUUCUCGUUCCUGAUCAUCCUCACGAUCAUUACCAUGAUCUUCGUGAUGCCAUGCACCUGCGGGACCUCC
This is a messenger RNA of Symbiodinium pilosum, 324 nucleotides long. NCBI's taxonomy places the organism in Eukaryota, Dinophyceae, Suessiales, Symbiodiniaceae. The record is from the annotation of a GenBank genome assembly.